AUGGAGCAGCUAUCAGAUGAAGAAGUUGAUCAUGGUGCUGAAGAAGAUAGUGAUAAAGAAGAUCAGGACCUGGACAAAAUGUUUGGAGCCUGGCUAGGGGAGCUAGACAAGCUCACUCAGAGUUUGGAUUCCGACAAGCCCACAGAACCAGUAAAAAGGUCACCUCUUCGCCAAGAAACAAACAUGGCCAACUUUUCUUAUCGUUUCUCAAUAUACAACUUGAAUGAAGCCUUGAAUCAGGGGGAAACUGUGGAUCUCGAUGCCCUAAUGGCUGAUCUUUGCUCCAUAGAGCAGGAGCUCAGUAGUAUCGGUGCUGGGAACAGUAAGCGUCCAAUCACAGAAACAAAAGCCGCUCAAAAAUUACCUCCCAGCCGACCGGCAACUAAACAUGGCACCUUGAGAGGAUUAUCUUCUUCGUCUAAUAGAAUAACUAAGUCUUCACAUGCCAACUACUCCCUGGAUGACAUCACUGCCCAGUUAGAACAGGCCUCCUUAAGCAUGGAUGAGGCUGCCCAGCAAUCUCUCCUGGAAGAUCCCAAGCCCAUAGUCACCAAUCAGCAUCGACGAACCGCCUCCGCGGGCACAGUGAGUGAUGCUGAUGUUCGCUCUGUCAGUAAUUCCUCUCGGUCCAGCAUCACUUCAGUUGCCUCCAGCAUGGACUCUUUGGAUAUUGACAAAGUAACACGCCCUCAUGAUCUGGAUUUGACACAUCCAGGGCAGCCAAUUACUGAGGAAGAACAGGCCGCAAAGCUGAAAGCUGAGAAGAUACGAGUAGCAUUGGAGAAGAUUAAAGAGGCACAAGUGAAAAAGCUGGUGAUCAGAGUCCACAUGUCUGACGAUAGUUCUAAAACAAUGAUGGUGAAUGAGAGGCAGACAGUGAGGCAAGUACUGGAUAAUCUGAUGGACAAAUCUCACUGCGGUUACAGUCUAGACUGGUCACUUGUGGAAACCAUCUCUGAGCUACAAAUGGAGAGAAUCUUUGAAGACCAUGAAAACCUGGUUGAAAAUCUUCUAAACUGGACAAGAGAUAGCCAGAACAAACUUCUCUUUAUGGAGCGUAUAGAAAAAUAUGCACUUUUCAAAAACCCACAGAAUUAUCUUCUUGGAAGAAAGGAAACUGCUGAGAUGGCAGAUAGAAACAAAGAAGUGCUGUUGGAGGAAUGUUUUUGUGGCAGUUCUGUGACUGUACCAGAAAUUGAAGGAGUCCUUUGGUUGAAAGAUGAUGGCAAAAAGUCCUGGAAGAAACGUUACUUUCUCUUACGAGCGUCUGGUAUCUAUUAUGUCCCUAAAGGAAAAGCAAAGGUCUCGCGGGAUCUGGUGUGCUUUCUUCAGUUGGACCAUGUCAAUGUUUAUUAUGGACAGGACUAUCGGUACAAAUAUAAAGCACCUACAGACUAUUGUUUGGUGCUAAAGCACCCACAAAUUCAGAAGAAAUCUCAGUACAUCAAAUACCUUUGUUGUGACGAUGUGAGGACACUGCACCAGUGGGUCAAUGGUAUCCGCAUUGCAAAGUAUGGGAAGCAGCUCUAUAUCAACUAUCAAGAGGCCUUAAAGAGAACAGAGUCGGCUUAUGACUGGACAUCUUUAUCCAGCUCCAGCAUUAAAUCAGGAUCUAGUUCUUCCAGCAUCCCAGAAUCUCAGUCAAAUCACUCGAAUCAGUCUGACAGUGGAGUGUCCGACACCCAGCCUGCCGCUCACGUCCGUUCCCAAAGCAUCGUGAGUUCUAUCUUCUCUGAGGCCUGGAAGCGAGGGACUCAGCUGGAAGAGUCUAGCAAGGUCCGAACAGAGCCCGUGAACCGACCUUACACGUCCCUGAUGCCCCCGUUAUCCCCACAGCCCAAGGUGGGCACCCCACAUGCUGCCUCACAGCCGGCCCCACCCCUACCCCCGCCUCCGCCGCCGCCCCCACCCCCCCCGCCGCCCCCACCGCCCCCUCUGCCCGGCCAGUCCGCGCCCUCGGCCACCUCGGCAGCCCCCCUGUUCGUCAAGUACAGCACCAUCGCCCGGCUGCAGAACGCCCAGCACGCGGGGCCCCUGUUCAGGCCCCCAUCCGUGACCCCUCAGCCCCCAAAGCCCCAGAUCCCGGUGCCCCCCAGUGGGGUCGUGCCGCCGCCCCCGCCCCCGCCGCCGCCCCCCACCCCGGGCUCGGCCAUGGCUCAGCUGAAACCGGCACCCUGCCCCCCGGCCCAGCCCUGCACCCCGGCCCUUCCGCCCCUGAAGAUUCACCAUGGGCAGCACCACACCCAGCCCCAGGGGGGUCCCCAGACACCCCCGCCGCCUUCUCCCGCUGCUGCGCCCCUCCCUCCCCAGGCCCCGCCGAAGCCCUUGGUGACGAUCCCCCCGCCUGCCAGUGGCACCAAGGCUGGGCCUCUGGCUGUUGCGCCCCAACUUCUGCAGACGCCCGCGCCGCAGCCACCUCCUCCUCCUCCUCCGGUGCCCCCGGCCAAGAAGCCGCCGGCCUUCCCCGUCGCCCCCAGCGCACCCUCCGCCCCGGGCCCCCCACCCACCUUCCCCAAGCAGCAGAGCUUCGGGGGGAAGCCCCCGGCCUCCCCGCUGUCCCCCGCGGUGAAGCAGCUGGCCAGCCACUUCCCGCCGCCCCCGGAGCCGCAGCCCGUCAAGCCCUUGCCCGGCAGCGCCGCCCCGCAGUCCCCGCCGGCCGUGAAAGCCAAGCCCAAGUGGCAGCCGGGGCCGGCACCGUCCCCCGACUUCCCCCCGCCGCCCCCCGAGAGCAGCCUGGGCUUCCCGCCGCCGCCCCCGCCGCCGCCGCUCCCGCCACCCGUGUCCGCCACGCCGACGCCCGCGCCCGCGGUGGCCCCCGACUGGAGCGGCUCUCCGGGCAGAAAGGGCCCCGGGAAGGCGGCCAGCCCGGGGGGCAAGAAGCCGCCCCCCACGCCGCAGCGCAACUCCAGCAUCAAGCCGGAGCCCAAGCGGCCUUCGGUGGACAGCCUGGUCAGCAGGUUUGCUGCUCCCGCAGAGCCCCCCGCGUCGCCCCCUCCCGCAGCGCCCCCCAAGCCCGGGAAGCUGCACCUGCCAGGGGUGAACUUCCCCGGGGGCCCCCAGCCAGCGAGCGCGCCUGCCAGACCCUCGGCGCCCUCGGUGCCCGGCGGGCGCGGGAAGGACCCGGCGGCCGAGUUCCCGUCCCCGCCCUCUGACUCCGACUUCCCGCCGCCGCCCCCUGAGAUCGAGCUUCCUGUGCCCCCCGUGGACAUCCCCGCCGUGUUCGCGGGCAGCACCUCGCCGAGGGUGGCCGUGGUCAACCCACAGCCGCAGCAGCAGCCGCCGCAGCCGCAGCCGCCGCCGCAAUGGUCCAGAACGGCCUCCAAGAAGGCGCCGCCGCCCACGCGCCCCAAGCGCAAUGACAGCACCCGUCUCACUCCGGCGGAGGGUCCUGAGCCGCCUGCAGCCGUGGCCACCUCCACUGCCACCGCCACCACCUUGCCCCAAGUGCCCACCUCGCCCAAGUCCAGCCUUAGCGUCCAGCCCGGCUUCCUGGCCGACCUGAACCGGACCCUGCAGCGCAAGUCCAUCACCCGGCACGGCUCGCUCUCCUCGGCACGCCUGUCCCGCGUGGAGCCCACGGCCACCAUGGACGACAUGGCGCUGCCGCCGCCGCCCCCCGAGAUGCUCUCGGAUCAGCAGAAAGCCGCUUUCGGGGGCAGCCACAUAUCAGGCUAUGCAACCCUGCGGAGAGGGCCCCCUCCUGCUCCCCCCAAAAGAGACCAGAACACCAAGCUCUCGAGAGACUGGUAGCCAGCCACCCGGGCCCCUCUUGUUUUGUGGGAUCUGUCAAUGGGUUCUGAAGUCAGCUCACCUGGGCAGAGGGACUCAGUGUCCAGAGCCUCCUGGGGGAUGAAUUCAGGUAGUGUCCAGCUGUAGUGUAAGUGUGUAUACACGCAGCUGUAGUCUGUAUAGGUAUGUAUACAUAUGUGUGUAUGUAUGUGUGUGUGUGUAUAGAGAGAGAGCUGAGAGUGAUUCUAUUUAUUCCUUUUCUUUCCUGGCCUGCCCAAAAGUGGGUUUUGUGUAUUUUGGGGUACAAGAGGCAUGGAAGGGUGACAUGUGAGUCCCGUCCCUUAGAAUUUCUGUUAUUUUUGUGGAUUGGAGCAAAAGUUUCUCAUGAGUCAUUUAGAAGGGAUUUUUUUCGUGCCCACGAUGUGCAGCCUAUCUGCAUGUUGUAUAUUAUAUAUUAAGGACUUGAUGUCUAAUGUCCUGUUUCUCAGAGAAGAACAGCAAGAAUCUUUGAUAUGUCGAUAGGCUUUCUGUGGUUUGAUUUUUUUCUUUUUUUCCUCUCCCAGCUGGCUUAAUUUGAACUGCUUGACUAUUACUAUCCAUAAAGGGGCACUUUAAAUCAGGAAAAAUCUCUCAGCUUCCUAGAACGGGUAAAUAGUGGUGUGGUGAAGUUUCAUGAACAUACUUUGUACAUGGCUACAAGUGUGUUGAGAGCCAAUGUGUGGUGUAGCUCGGCUGUUCCAGCUGAGAACUGCUGUGUGGAUCCCACCAGAUCCAUUUCUGGUCGCCACAGGUAAGCUCGCUGCCUACAACCCAUAGAUGACUUAGACUUAGUCUUAAAAAUUCUGGGUAAUCUAGAUUCUGCCAGAACCCUCUUCAUGAACUUGUGAAACUGAAUCAGGCUUGGUUUCAGGUUGUUAAUUUGUUGUGAGAGUAUCUCCAAUACAGUAUCCCUGGAAUAUUCUGUCCCAGUAUAUAUCAUUGGGGUUACCAGUUAUCUUAACAGUUUGUGCUUGGGUAGAUAAUGAAAUUAGGUAUUUGUAGGCAGUUGCUUCAUAAAGUUUAUACAUCCUUUAUCCAAUUUGGUACAUCAUUACAACAGUCACCUUCUGAAA
Molecule: messenger RNA, 4841 nt
Organism: Suncus etruscus (white-toothed pygmy shrew)
Lineage: Eukaryota; Metazoa; Chordata; Mammalia; Eulipotyphla; Soricidae
Gene: RAPH1
Product: Ras association (RalGDS/AF-6) and pleckstrin homology domains 1
Biological process (GO): signal transduction
Cellular component (GO): cytosol; plasma membrane
Source: RefSeq, a predicted model, not a curated record